CACAAUAACCAACCCACAUAAAAACCCUCACCCACCCUCCCUUCCUUUUCUCAAAGCAAAAUCCAAAACCAAGAGGAAGAAGUACAAGACAAAGCCUUCAUCCUCAGCUCUCAAUCUCUCAUAGAUAAAAGGUAGAAGCUUGUUUCUACAGAGGGAUUGCCAGAGACGCCGAAAUUACAGAAAAAGCCCCAUUUUUCCGAAAGCAUUUCAAAUUGAAAUUGGUUUUUGAAACUUAAAUGUAUCAAUGAGGUGCAAGAAGCACGCCGCCGACCUCACAAGCGCCGUCGGCGUCUGCGCCUCUUGUCUCCGGGAACGACUGACCGCCAUCAUCGAGGCCCAGACCCGAGCCCAGGCCCAAUUACAACUCCAGGCUCAGCUCUCCCGCCUCCACUCCCGCAGCAACGGCGUCGCUCCCGAAGAACCCCUCAAGUCCGACCCCAACCCCCCGCCGCUCAUCUUCCCCCGCUCCGUCUCCCCCUACGUUUCUCGCCGCAAAUCCGACGACUCCGCCUGGCGGCACCACCACAAUCGCUCCGAUCACGAUCACGACCACGACCACAACCACCAGCGCCAUCAUAUUCGCUUCUACAGUACGCCCCAGGUGGGGCCUACCUACGACGGAGGAGCCGCCACUAUCGGAGGCUCGUACAGGAAGAGCAAGCCCAAGUUUUCGCUCCUGACGAGUCUGUUCCGGUCCAGAUCCGACAAGUUCUGGACGGAUCCUAGGGUUUCGUCGCGGGACUCGACUUCGACGUCGGCGUCGCCGUCGUGGUUCUCGACGAUCUUCGCCGGGAAAAGAGGGAAGCAAUCGAAGCAAUUCUACUCCGACGAGUCCACGAUCCGAGUGAGAUCUCGCCACAGAAGAGCGCGCGGAAUGUCGCCGGAUUUAACGCACGACGCCGGCGGUGGCGGCUGCGAGGACGUCUGCGACCGAUCGGCCUCCGGCAGCGGGGACUCAUCGACGCCGGAUUGGAAGAGGACUCCGGUGCAGGCCACGCCGUCGCGGCGGACGCGUUCGGGUCCGGUUAAGAAUGUGUCGGGUCUGACGUUCUGCCUGAGCCCGCUGGUUCGGGCCAGCCCGAACCCGCACUGGAACCAGAAGUGCAUGCAGGGCUUCCCGGCCGAGGUUGGCGAGGUCAGGGUGGCGACGAAGCCACACUUGGCCACAGCGGCGUCGUUUAGCAUGAACCGGUCGAGGAAGCUGGCUGAUAUCGGUAGAGCCACUUCCAACCGUUGAUCCUAUUGACCGUUGCGACGCUGCCGAUGCCAUUGCUCUUUUUACCCGGAAAGUACGGUUUUACCCCCCCCCCUUGCUCUCUAGCUUCGUUUUUUUUUUGGAAUAAAAAAAAAACGUUAAAAAAAAAAAAAGGGAAUGUUCCCCCUCUGUUCACUAAUUGUUGUUUGUUACCACGGUACAGAUAUUUUUUGUUGUAUAAUUUGGGAAUUUUAUAAUUUUAAUACAGUGAGUAAAUUGUUUCGCAAUUUCCUCUUCA
Molecule: messenger RNA, 1493 nt
Organism: Rosa rugosa (rugosa rose)
Lineage: Eukaryota; Viridiplantae; Streptophyta; Magnoliopsida; Rosales; Rosaceae
Exons: 1
Coding region: 245-1237 (330 amino acids)
Source: RefSeq, a predicted model, not a curated record